Pungitius pungitius (ninespine stickleback) is the source of this 1943-nucleotide messenger RNA. RefSeq names its product tripartite motif containing 23 (gene trim23). The transcript is spliced from 11 exons. Bases 58 to 1800 code for a protein of 580 amino acids. The record is from RefSeq and is a predicted model, not a curated record. Gene Ontology annotation, molecular function: GTP binding; zinc ion binding; GTPase activity. Gene Ontology annotation, cellular component: cytoplasm; plasma membrane; lysosomal membrane. NCBI's taxonomy places the organism in Eukaryota, Metazoa, Chordata, Actinopteri, Perciformes, Gasterosteidae. Gene Ontology annotation, biological process: intracellular protein transport; vesicle-mediated transport.
GGAAGUGCUCGCGGGAUUGUCCUCUCGCAGCCGCUCAGACCGCUGCGACGACCAAGAAUGGCCGCUGCCGCAGCAGGAAUAAACAAGCAGGGCGCCGUAGCGACGAUGGAGCCGUGUAUCCGACACGGCAGGGGACCUCACGGAAGCACUGUGAAGGUGCUGGAGUGUGGUGUGUGUGAGGACGUCUUCUCUCUCCAGGGGGACAAGGUCCCCCGCCUCCUGCUCUGUGGUCACACCGUGUGCCACGACUGUCUGACCCGGCUGCCCCUCCACGGCCGAGCGGUGCGCUGCCCCUUCGACAGACAGGUCACCGAGCUGGGGGAUUCUGGAGUUUGGGGUCUGAAGAAGAACUUCGCUCUGCUCGAGCUGCUGGAGCGACUCCAGAACGGAGCGACCAACCAGCCGGGGAUGGCGGAGGGGUCCCUGAAGGGCAUGGGAGAAUGUAUAAUCCGGUGUGACGAGGACGAGAGCCACACGGCCUCCAUGUACUGCACCGUGUGCGCCACCCACCUGUGUGCCGAGUGCUCCCAGCUCACCCACUCCACCCGCACGCUGGCCAAGCACCGCCGCGUGCCGCUGGCCGACAAGCCGCACGAGAAGACGCUGUGCUCGCAGCACCAGGUCCACGCCAUCGAGUUCGUCUGCCUGGAGGAGGUGUGCCAGUCGGGCCCCCUCAUGUGCUGCGUGUGCAAGGAGUACGGCAAGCACCAGGGUCACAAGCACGCCGUCCUGGAGACGGAGGCGAAUCAGAUCCGCGCCUCCAUCCUGGACAUGGCCCACUGCAUCCGCACCUUCACGGACGAAGUGUCCGAGUACUCCAGGAAGCUGGUGGGCAUCGUGCAGCAGAUAGAAGGCGGAGAGCAGAUCGUGGAGGACGGCGUCGGCAUGGCGCACACGGAGCACGUCCCCGGCACGGCGGAGAGCGCCCGGUCCUGCGUGCGGGCGUACUUUGCGGAUCUCCACGAGACGCUGUGCCGGCAGGAGGAGAUGGCGCUGAGCGUGGUGGACGCGCACGUCCGCGAGCGUCUCAUCUGGCUGAGGCAGCAGCAGGAGGACAUGACCAUCCUGCUGUCGCAGGUCUCCACCGCCUGCAUGCACUGCGAGAAGACCCUGCAGCAGGACGACUGCAGGGUGGUGUUGGCCAAGCAGGAGAUCAACUGUCUGCUGGAGACGCUGCAGAAGCAGCAGCAUCAGUUCACGGAGCUGGCGGAUCACAUCCAGCUGGACGCCGGCAUCCCCGUCACCUUCACCAAAGACAACCGGGUCCACAUCGGGCCGAAGAUGGAGAUCCGCGUGGUGACCCUCGGGCUGGACGGAGCGGGGAAAACCACCAUCCUCUUCAAGCUGAAGCAGGACGAGUUCAUGCAGCCGAUCCCGACCAUCGGCUUCAACGUGGAGACCGUGGAAUACAAGAAUCUGAAGUUCACCAUCUGGGACGUUGGUGGGAAACACAAGCUCAGGCCCCUGUGGAAGCACUACUACCUGAACACGCAGGCGGUGGUGUUUGUGAUUGACAGCUGCCACCGGGACCGGCUGAUGGAGGCCCACAGCGAGCUCGCCAAACUGCUGACGGAGAAGGAGCUGCGAGACGCCCUGCUGCUCAUCUUUGCAAACAAACAGGACGUCCCCGGCGUGGUGUCGGUGGAGGAGAUGACGGAGCUGCUGAGCCUCCACAAGCUGUGCUGCGGGCGGAGCUGGCACAUCCAGGGCUGCGACGCGCGCAGCGGGGUGGGGCUCCACGAGGGGCUGGACUGGCUCUCCAGGCAGCUGGUGGCCGCCGGCGUGCUGGACGUGGCCUAACAGGAAGUGGAUCAAGGGGCGCCGCCCGGCCCCCUUUUAUAGACUCGAUGUGGGCAAAGACAACAGAGCUGUAAAUACUACCUGUAACUUCACCCAAAAUACAAAUAAAUAACCUGAGAAAUAAACCUGAGUUAAGACUUAAA